GCGUGCCAACCGCCAGAAAAAAACAUAAAGAAGAAGAAGAGAAAGCAUUCUGCUGUUUUUGUUUUUAGACGCUCAUGCUUGGUAGAAGUGAAUGAAAUCAGCUGAGAACUCCCGGGUUCCUGCGCUCUGCUUUAGCCUGGGAUGUUUGUUUUCUUUGGCGGGACCGCACCGCCCUCCGGUUUUCUGUGGCGUUUUCCUCUGACCUGUCUUUAUUGUUUCUGAUAUGAUGUCUAUGGAGGACUCUGUCUUGCAGCCGCCCGAGAAUGGAAACGGAGCCCCAGGAGGCCGAAGACUGCCCUGCCCGAUGACCGGAUGUAAGCGCAUGUACGCGGAGGCGGCGGCUUUAGAGAGACACGUCAAGGACCAUGAUGCCCCAGCGAAGUCCCUGCCCGCUAUGGAUCCAAGAUUCAAGGCCCUCCCCUUCCUCUCCGAAGAUGAACGUCAGGACAUCUACAUGAGGGUAGUUGCAGAGGCAGGAGAAAGCCAACAAACAUUUCAGGAACGAGCUGAAACUGAGACAGAAGAGCCUAAUGAGGUGCCAGUGAAGGACAACACUUGCGUCAAUAUCGAGAAGCAAGACAUUGCUACUAGUCCGCCCACAAAGAAAGCAAGGCAGUCAUGCAGUCUAGCAGAUCUUCUAGGUCAAACAUACAGUACAGGUAAAAAGUUGCUGUGUUCCACCAGCGGCUGCACCGCUUCCUUCCCCAGCAUGCAGAAACUGAUGGAGCACACCAGGCACCACUACAAACCCAACAUCUACUUCCAGUGUGAGAGCUGUCGCACCAAACUGCGGUCCUACAAAGGCCUCCUGGCACACCUGCAUACCUGUUCCAAAAUGCCGCGGGCUAAACCAAAAGCUGCCGAGCCUGCGGCCCCUGUGCUGGCUGCCGUGGCGGCGUCCAACAUGACCCCCAAGGCCGCUGACUUGGCACCCCCUCGGCUUGAGUCGGUGUCGUCGCCGCAGAUUCCCAUCCAGAGCACACACCCUGAUGGAUCGCUCCCUGCCGCUGCCCCUCUGCCAGACUCCGCUGACCCCCCUGUGCUCGGUCCACCCAUCUUGACCCUCCAGGAACUCCCUCCUUCUCAGCGAGUCAUCAAAGAUUCUUCCCCGCCUCCUCUCGUGGACAAAGUCUGCAAGGCGCCGGCCUCUGUCGUUGCUCCAAAACCAGCUGCUGACCCCUCCGAUGUCCAGAGUCAGCAGCAGGUGCAUGUCAGGACCCACGGGGCUGUCCACGCUGCUCCGGGAUCCGCAACCUACACGCCUUUUGCAGCUGUCUGGAGGAAGAAUCAAGCCACAUCGUGCCACAGACGUGUCCUUUGGGAGCACACCAGGGGGCGCUACACCUGCAUCCAGUGUGGUCACACCGUAACCAACCGCAAGGAAAUGACUCAGCACAUCAACAGCCAUCACAGCAGCACCAAGAGUGCAGAAGAUGCAGGAGGUUCUGUCACCAAGGCUCAGUGACGAAGCGGAGCAGUUCUGUCCACUCCCGGCCUUGAAGCAGCAAGCCGUUUUCCAGCCGAGAGCAGAGCGAAUACAGAUAGUUUUCAGAGAACGAGAUGGUAAAGAUGUGCCUGUUUCGCCUCCACAACAUAGCAGCAUCGCCAUGAGAUCAAGACAGAGUUUAGUGAUGCUUGAACUGAAAGUGGAUGAUUCAGCCCAGAGGCAGAGGUGGUUGGUGCUAUUUUCAAAUGGAGCAGAAUCAUUACGAUAUUCUUAUAAUGAAAGAUGUUCAUUACAACAUAAAGUACAUUUCUUUUAAUAGCCACAAGUUCAUCUUCUCCAAUUUCAUCCAGUCCAACUUUGUUUGUAGAGUACUUUGAGAUUCUGCAGCGGAUCAGUUCUGGUUCUGUCAGUAUGAUCACAUCUAGCCACCGAAUGCAGACUGCUGGCGCAAAGUUUGGCUUUAAUUCGCUUUAUAAUAAGCUUAAUACAGCAAGCAUUUUAAAAAGACAGACCAACCCAGAUCCUCUUCCUUCUGCUGAGAAUAGACUGAAAAUUAGGUUUUUAAAAACUGGGUCAAAAAGAAUCUGCAAUGACAGUUAUUUAAUAAGGCAGAAACUUUUCCAAGUUAGAAUCUGCUUCCAUAUGAAUUCAAAUACCGUGUGCUCUUUUUGUGGAGCAGGUAGAAAAUAAAUGUCAUUAAAAGAAAUAAAACAUAUAUAUAUAUAUAUAUAUAUAUAUAUAUAUAUAUAUAUAUAUAUAUAUAUAUAUAUAUAUAUAUAUAUAUAUAAUUUUUUUUUUUUUUACUUAGUUUUAACCCAUGUGACAAUAGGCUUUGACCUGCUUGUUGUGAUGAAAGACUUUCUCCUGCUGUUCUAGUUUAGCCCAGUGAUGCCUGAUUUAGAGUUGUAAUAAAUGGAACCCAUCAUCCUUCA
Molecule: messenger RNA, 2379 nt
Organism: Fundulus heteroclitus (mummichog)
Lineage: Eukaryota; Metazoa; Chordata; Actinopteri; Cyprinodontiformes; Fundulidae
Gene: znf414
Product: zinc finger protein 414
Exons: 7
Coding region: 224-1465 (413 amino acids)
Source: RefSeq, a predicted model, not a curated record